Kalmanozyma brasiliensis GHG001 is the source of this 2430-nucleotide messenger RNA. Its product is annotated as DNA ligase, ATP-dependent, central. The coding region runs from base 1 to 2430 and encodes 809 amino acids. Gene Ontology annotation, molecular function: ATP binding; DNA ligase (ATP) activity. Lineage: Eukaryota; Fungi; Basidiomycota; Ustilaginomycetes; Ustilaginales. The record is from RefSeq and is a predicted model, not a curated record. The transcript has 4 exons. Gene Ontology annotation, biological process: DNA recombination; DNA repair.
AUGUCCGCGAUGCUCACCAGCAUCUCGAUGGCGGAUGUCAUCGAUCCGGUGACUGCAAUUCUGCAUAUACCGAAGAUGAUCCGCCAGGACGAGUAUGGCUACCGCACCAGCGUUGACGGUAAAGAGGUCACGCCUCUAACUGUCAUACCUCUCAACGAACCUUUCAGAAUCACCAAGGCUGGCAGCCCGUCAUUCAUCCUGAAGCGUUUUCGCGAGGGCUACUACGUCUGCUCUUGCCCCGCCUGGAAGUUCUCCACCGAACGCGACAAGAUGCGAAAGACGUGCGCUCACCUCAAGGACGUCCUCGGCGAGCAGUACGAGACCGAUCGAGUGGCCCUCGCGAAGGAAGCCAAGAGCACCAUCUUCGAGCAUUCCAAAUUCCGCCGCACCACAUCUGACGGCCACCACGCGAGGCAUUCGCACGCUAAAGGCCUGCUGGACGAUCACUUUCGACAAAUGUCGCAGAGCGAGAGCCAGCUCGACGUUCAGGGUACCACUCAUGCCGCAGGACCGUCCACAUCUGCUGCUGCAAGCAGUAGCAGCAAAACGAUCGACAUUAUAGCAUCCGACCGCCCCCGCACCCCUCCUCCCAAAACUUCGGGACUCAGUUCAAAGGCAAAGGCACGCGCAAAGGACGACAGCGACACCGAGACGGAGGACGAGAUGGUCGUCGGCUCGCAAGCAGGCCCAUCUCGCCCGUCCCAAGCUGCGGCGAUAACAUCAACUCAAGCGCGUCAGUCUCGUCCCGCUUACGACGACAGCGAUGAGAAUGAAUACGGUCUCGACCCUGAUGACGUCCAGCUUUCGCCAUCGAAGCGUGCGCGCCGAGGCAAGCGAUCUGCUGUUGAUGACGAUGACAAGGUCUCACUGCUACUCGCAAAGCCGUGGCUGCUGGACGCCGAUCCAUCGAAGCCGCGACCCAAGGCGAUGGAUCCCACGGGUUGGUGGAUCAGCGAAAAGCUCGAUGGCGUGCGUGCCUUCUGGGAUGGUCAGAGGCUCUACUCGCGUCAAAAGAUCGAAUGGAAUGCGCCUCCGUGGUGGAAGGAUCGACUACCGAAGGACAUCACCCUCGACGGCGAGCUCUGGAUGGCUCGAGGAGCAUUCGACCAAACAUCUCAAAUUUGCCGAACUACUGUAAGAUUGGGUCGGCUUCGUACUUUCACUCACUUCAUGGAGCGAGACUCGAUGGAGCGACAGUGGCUGCGCGAGCAGGUUGGCGGGCGCCUGGCUAGCCAAGAUCGGCUGCAUGGCGAGCGAUCUGCCGUCUCGCUGCUCCGCUCGACCGCGCGGAAGCUGGACAAGAUUGCCGCCAAAGAUACGCGACCAGCCAGCGCGAUCCCGUCCCCGUCCGCGUGGAAGACUUGGAAGCGAGCUCAGCCAAGGGCUGCUUCGGGGCAGGUCGAGAGAACGCGAAGAUCGCUCAGCGAAGCGCUCGGUCGCUCUGGCGUCGCUGGCGUCUUCUUGCGGGCGCUCUUCGGACGCAGCUCCACCCUCGUUUCACGCUCGCUGCCAGCUCCGCGCAGCCGCCUUCACCGUCUCGCUCUUUUACGCUGCCCCAGGUGCGGCAAAAUCGUCAAGCGGACCAAGAUACGUGAUGCAGGACUGGCAGAAGAGGAAAGGGCGAAUGCUAAUCAGCUGCUUUCUGUACCUUCCUUGCCCUCUGCGCCUCCGACUCCACUACGCGCAUCAAACACCGUCUCAUUGCGACGGCCCCACAUCUACUCGAUGCGGAACACCUCGACGUCUGGACUUUCGGCUCGAACCAUACCCUCGACAUAUACCCACGUCUGUCGACGCAAAACGAAGAGCUCCAACGAGUGGAACAGGAUCAAGUUCAUGGUCUUCGACUCACCAUCGAUGGGCUCAAGGCCAGUGGAAGAGCGCUGGGCGGAGCUGGAACAGCGUUUCGGAUCCACCGACGGCCUCGACAUCGACUCCCUCGAAGGGCCGCAGAUUAAGCUCGUCAAGCACAUCAAGUGCAAAGGGCGUUCGCAUCUCGCCGAGCUCAUGGAGUCGGUCGAGGUCAAGGGCGGCGAAGGCUUGAUGCUGCGUCAGCCUGGCUCAAAGUACGAAGGCAAGCGUGGCAACACGCUGUUCAAGCUCAAGAACUGGUACGAUGCCGAAGCCGUGGUGACGGGCUACGCGCCAGGAACGGGACGCCACGAAGGACGCACCGGCUCGCUGGUCGCUCAGAUGGCAUGCGGCACCACCUUUCGCGUCGGCACAGGCAUGUCGGAUGCACAGCGAGACAACCCGCCGCCGAUCGGUACCAUCAUCAAUUACCGCUUCUUCGAGCUCAGCGAGGACGGCUAUCCGCGCUUCCCCGCUUUCCGCGGCAUUGCUCGAGACAAAUCCAAGCCCAAGGAUGCAGUUGUGCGGCCACGAGCUGGUGCUAUUCGAGCCGCUGCCGAGGAGAGAUCGUCGCCUUGA